Messenger RNA from Momordica charantia (bitter melon), 659 nucleotides. RefSeq lists its product as uncharacterized. The record is from RefSeq and is a predicted model, not a curated record. NCBI's taxonomy places the organism in Eukaryota, Viridiplantae, Streptophyta, Magnoliopsida, Cucurbitales, Cucurbitaceae.
GCAAACUUAGACGGCUAUUGGCUGCCCCUAAUUUCUGACCCCUCUUGGUUCUUUGCAUUUCCCUUCCCUUCCCUUAUAAAUUCACACAAUCAAAAAACAUGCCUCACCCGCUGCUCAUAUUUCUCCACGAGAAGACUCAUUCUCUUCUCUCUGCUCUGCUGCCAUGGCCGCCACCAACAGAUGGUUAAAGCCUGAGGUGUAUCCUCUCUUUGCUGCAGUUGGUGUGGCUGUUGGCAUCUGUGGGAUGCAGCUUGUUAGAAACAUAACCACCAACCCUGAAGUCAGGGUUAUCAAGGAGAAGAGAGCUGCAGGAGUGCUUGACAACUUUGAAGAAGGUGAAAAGUAUGCUGAACAUGGCCUCAGGAAGUUCCUCAGAACACGAUCCCCUCAGAUUAUGCCUUCCAUCAACAAAUUCUUCUCAGAUCCAAACUAAAUCCAAUUCUGCUACUGACCAUUCAGAUUAGCUGUUGAUUGCCUGCUGAAUUUGUUGUCGAUGCAUAACUCGAGUUGUUUCAAAUAAUGAAGUGCUAUUGAACAAAUGGAAGUUUUUUUGUUCUGUUGUGGCUGGAAAAGACGAGUGUAGCACCACCCACAUAGCAUACCUGAGAUAUUAACUCAUCUUUUUCUACAACUAUGGAAUCAUGUGUUCUAGUUUUAAA